GAUCCUGAACGCUCCUGGCUCAGCACGCUGACCACCCGCCUGCACAUGUACCUGCUGGAGCCCAUACUGACAGUGCUGCGAGCCGGCGAGCUGCUGGUGUAUUUCGUGCCGGUGCUACUCUGCUAUCCAGCGAUGUGGCUCGGCAGGCGGCGGUUCUGGUACCGCCUGCUGCGUAUGCAGAUGAGUCGGGCUGGUCCGACGUUUGUCAAGCUGGCACAGUGGGCGGCGAGCCGCACGGACCUGUUUGAGUCAGCAAUGUGCGAGGAGCUGGCACUUCUGCAUGACGCGAACACACAGCACUCGAUUGAGCAUUCGCAUAGGCAGGUCUGCCAAAUGCUUGAUAUCGGCGAUAUCUCGGAGGUCUUUGCGGAGUUUGAACCCGAGGCCCUGGGCGCUGGUGCGGUUGCGCAGGUGCAUUAUGCGCGGCUGCAUCCCGAGUAUGCGCAGAAAAUGCAUAUGGAGGAGACGGUGGCGGUCAAGGUCCUGCAUCCAAACAUGGCAUGUCGUGUCAGCCGGGACCUGCGGAUCAUGCACUGGGGAGCGGUGCUUCUGAGUCUGCUGCCUGGCAUGUCGUGGCUCAGUCUGCCCGAGGAGGUCUGCGUAUUCGGCGACAUGAUGCAGGCCCAGCUGGAUCUGCGCACCGAGGCAUAUAAUCUGGGGCGGUUCCGGGCAAAUUUUUCCCACCGCCCAGGCGUGCGGUUCCCGCAGCCGUACAAGGGCUCGCGCCAGGUUCUCAUCGAGAGCUUCGAGGAUGGCGUGCCCCUGCGUGCCUUUUUGGACAGCGACAAACGCACCUUGUAUGACCGCGGGCUGGGCGCACGUGGGCUGGACGCGUUCCUGCAGAUGCUGAUCGCCGACAACUUCGUCCACGCCGAUUUGCAUCCAGGCAAUAUUCUGGUGCGUCUGCGGCCGCCGUUUGCCGAGUCGCCGCUGGACCGCUUCAUCGAGGAGUUCUUUGACAAGUCGCCGUUCCGCCUGCACACCGAGCCACUGCCUUCGUCCCAAGAGGCCCAUCAGCAGGUGCGCGCACUAAUGGCAAAGGGCCAGGGACUGCAGGACUACAUGUCGGUUCUCUAUGCCAACGGGUAUGCUCCAGAGCUGGUCCUGCUGGACUGCGGCCUGGCGACCGAGUUGGACUCGGCGAGCCGCCGGAAUUUCCUGGACCUGUUCCAGGCCGUGUGCGAGUUCAACGGCGCCCAGGCCGGCCAGCUGAUGAUUUCUCGCUGCCGCACGCCCUCGUUGGUCAUCGGCCCCGAUAUUUUUGUGCUGCGGAUCCAGGACAUCAUCCUAAAGGUGCGCGCCGUGUCCUUCCGCCUGUCCAAGCUGACCUUUGGCGAUAUCUUUGCGCCUGUCCUGCAGGCCGUACGCACCCACCAUGUGAGGCUGGAGCCGGCGUUCACCAAUAUCAUCAUGGCCAUGUUUGUCUUGGAGGGCGUCGGCAGGCGUCUGGACCCAGAGUCGGAUAUUCUCAAGGCUGCGUUGCCGCUGUUGCGCCAGUGGCUCAAGGCCGAGGGCAGCCAGGGCUUGGUGGACUGGCAUGUGGGCAAGGUGUGGCUGUACAUUGAGGUGCGCGAGUAC
Molecule: messenger RNA, 1578 nt
Organism: Linderina pennispora
Lineage: Eukaryota; Fungi; Kickxellomycota; Kickxellomycetes; Kickxellales; Kickxellaceae
Product: ABC1-domain-containing protein
Exons: 1
Cellular component (GO): mitochondrion
Source: RefSeq, a predicted model, not a curated record